This is a messenger RNA of Carassius auratus (goldfish), 2167 nucleotides long. RefSeq names its product zinc finger protein 501. The record is from RefSeq and is a predicted model, not a curated record. Bases 229 to 1686 code for a protein of 485 amino acids. The transcript is spliced from 5 exons. Gene Ontology annotation, cellular component: nucleus. NCBI's taxonomy places the organism in Eukaryota, Metazoa, Chordata, Actinopteri, Cypriniformes, Cyprinidae. Gene Ontology annotation, molecular function: DNA-binding transcription activator activity, RNA polymerase II-specific; RNA polymerase II cis-regulatory region sequence-specific DNA binding. Gene Ontology annotation, biological process: regulation of transcription by RNA polymerase II.
UCUAGAGCAGCCGUUUGCCCUGACGUCACUGUCGCUGGAUCAGGCCGAACACUAGGAAAGAAAGACAGAUAUUUGAGCCAUGACACGCCCCCUGCAGGCUUUAUAUCUCAAACCAGCGGAAUACACUUCAGCUGCCUUUCUCUCCAGUCUUGUAAAAAGGAGAAUCCACACCUGCUUCAGACACAGGUAAUGUGUUUUAGUACUUGACCGACACUAACAGUACCUGACAUGGAUGUCCUUCUGGCGGCGAUAGAGAUCCUGACGGACCCAUCUUCCCAACAGGAGCACUUGAUUGAGACGAAUGAAGAUGAGCCAGAUCCAAGCACACCAUCUUGUGAUCACCCCAGUGUGUGUGGCAUUAGUGUGGAUUUGAAAAAAGGUGAUGGUGUUGAGGAUGGGGAAGCCUCUCACAUCUCUCCAGCCAACCAAGGUUCAACCAAACAAGAAACUGGUAAGAGGAAAAGGAGUUGCUCAAAAAAGAGCUCAAAAACAGGAGUUCGCUCUAACAAAUCAAAUCACCAUUGCUUCAAAUGCGGGCAAAGCUUCAAAACGUCUGUUCACUUUAAAAGACAUAAACUAGUUCAUUCAGGAGAGAGGCCUCAUGGUUGUCCUGAAUGCGACAAGAGGUUCAUUACGCUCCCUGAACUCAAAGUACAUCUGCGUGUUCACUCAGGAGAAAAACCCUACCACUGUUCUGAAUGUGGAAAGAGCUUUGCUCAGUCAGGGUCAUUUUCCAAUCACCGCAGGCUUCAUAGAAAUGAAAAACCCCAUCACUGCCCUGAGUGUAACAAGCGUUUCCAGCAACUUAUAGAUCUACGAAUUCACCAAAGGAUUCAUACGGGAGAGAAGCCGUACAUGUGCUCACAAUGCUGGAAGGCCUUUACUACAUCCGGAGCAUUACGAAUUCAUCUACGAACCCACACUGGUGAAAAACCUUACGAGUGCAAAGAAUGCGGGAAGACGUUCUGCCAGCUAGGUGGACUUAAAGUUCACAGACGUGUUCAUUCAGGAGAGAGGCCUUACGUUUGCUCCGUGUGCGAGAAGCGCUUCAAGGGACAUGCCAAUUUGAUCACACACAAGCGCAUUCACACUGGAGAAAAGCCUUAUCGGUGCACCGUAUGCAACAAGACGUUCACCGACAGCAGGAGGCUGAAAGAGCACCAGCCACCUCAGUCAGUAGAGAAACAGUUCCGGUGCGGCGUGUGCAGUGAAGCUUUCGGCGCUUUCUGUCAGCUUAAAGAACACCAGCAGUGUCACAAAGGAGAGAAGCACCAUCGCUGUACUGAGUGCGGAAAGGCCUUCACGCAUUUAUAUUUACUGAGGAGUCACCAGCGUGCACACUCCGAUGAGAGACCAUAUUCCUGCGCUGAAUGUGGAAAGGGCUUCCGCCGGUCAUUUGACCUGAAAAUGCACCUGAACACUCACAGUGAGACACGGCCUCAUCUUUGCUCGGAGUGUGGAAAGAGCUUCCGCAGGGCUGCAGAGCUUAGGAUACAUCUGAGAGUUCAUACGGGAGAAAAGCCUUAUCCCUGCUCCGUCUGCGGCAUGGGCUUCAAACAGACAUCACAACUCAAAGUGCAUGAGCGCACUCACACAGGAGAAAGGCCUUUCCUCUGCACGGACUGUGGGAAGACCUUCAAAGACAAGAGAAGCCUGCUAACACACCAGAGAGUGCACCAUAAAUAAAGAAAUUCUUCUAUUAUAAUAUAUAUUUGGAAUAUGCAGUGUAUUAUUGAGGGUUGAAAGCACUUUGGCCACAACAGGGACAUUUUAACAUGCUGAUGAUCACAUUACAGUAUGCUCUAUACUACUCUAGGGUAUAUUGGUACCUAAGACCCUACUGGGUAAAUGCAAAUUAGUGAAGAUUUUAUUCUUGCUUAUGUCUUAAACUGUCCACUCAAAGAUGUUUUGGGGAGUAUGUUCAGGAAUAUCAUACAUCUUGUUCAUUAUUUAUAGCUGUCUGACCUUCCUUUGAAGAGUUAUUGCUUAUGAAUUUCCAGGGUUUUUAUGCAGUAUUUGAAUUUAAUAUAACUUAAUGAUUUCUAUUUAUCUAGUAUAUGUGAUCCUGGACCACAAAACCAGUUAUAAGUCACUGGGGUAUAUUUGUAGCAAUAGCCAUCGUUUGCUUAGUUAUUUGCAUUGCUAAGAAAUUAUUUGGACAAAUUUA